AUGUCUUCAGUCACGAUUUUUGCGCCCAGAGACGGUGGGGAGGCCGCAAGCUUUCGCCUUUUAGCACGUGCUCUGCGGGCAUUACAGAGAAGGUAAGUUUAUCGUUACAGAAGAAAGAUCAAAACUUUGCCAACGUACGGAAAGGCGCACUGAAUAGCAAGUACUAUUGUUAUUUAACUACGAAAACUAGAAAGAGGUAGUAGGGAAAGGAGUCACUACAAAAGUUUUUUUUUUACAAAAUACGACUAUUUUGCCAAACUAUCAAACAAAACUGGGAAAAAAUUUACCUUAUAUUGAAGGGCGACUUUUAAAAGGGAGUCAAGUAAAAAACAGGCAUUAAUUGUAUAAGAAUAUCCAGAUAAAUGCAAAUCUUCACUUAUCUUUGAAAUUGAGCUGCGCGCCUUGACCUCACUCGUCGGCUCGCUUUUCGGCGGCCUUCGAUGGUUUGAAUCCCCAUCACCUUUACAAACUCAACAGCGUAGGAGUACGAGGUAAGCUUCUGGUGUGGAUUCAAACCGUUUACUUGACGCUUAUCAAACCGCCUAUUUCAGUUAUCAGCAGUCCGUGGAGGUUGUCGUCAAGUGUGGUGCUCCCCACGGUUGUGUUCUUGGCCCACUCCGUUCGUUAUAUACAUUAACGACCGCACUUACGAACUUAAUUGCGAUGUCGCAAUGUUCGCCAAUGAUAUAUGGAUCUGGACCACCAUACGAAAUGAAGUUAACGAAGGGCGAUUGCAGGCAAACCUGAACCGACUCAAGAAAUAGUCGAAGGACUGACUCUUACUGUUUAAUGCAAAUAAGAGUAACUUCAUACACGAUGGCGGAGCCAAUUCCCCAAAUUGUAUGAUCCAUCGCUUGACGGGCAUUAUUUCAAGGAGAGGACACCCAGAAGAACUUUAGCGCGUGGAUCAUAACUUCACUCAAUUCUACGCUGCACUGUCCAAUGGUAGUCCAAACCCACGACGUCUAUACUGUACCUCGUCAAACGGACACAUUCUUCCUUCGCUUAAGACUCUUUCGUUAAAGUCUUUCGAACUUUAGUGUGGCCUCGUCUGGAUUUUACUAUACAAGCCUGGAAACCCAGUGCCACCAAGGACCUCGGCCUACGCGAAAUAUAUCCAAGACAGGCAACCAAACUUGUAGCUGGACAGGGCUCACUACCCUAUAAAACGCGAUUAGCUAAUCUCGACAUCUUUCCUUUAGGUUACGAGCAGUUACGAGGCGAACUCAUAUGAGCUUUCUGCAUCAUGUGCAGUCAGGACUGCCGCCUCGUAUCUGAAGACAUCUUUGAGUUGGCGACUACGACCAACCUAAGAGGCUACCUACUCGAGAUACGUGUAACUGGUGCCUUGAAAGACACAUGAAAGCUCUUCUAAAAACAGGGGUAUUUAGGCUUGGAAUGUUUUGUCUGAGUAGGUUGUUAUGUCUGCAUCCACAGAAGCUUUUAAAAGAAAGGCGGACCAAGACGGCGUCUGAGCGCUAUCGUCUUGAUACCUUACGUUACCAAGUCAUCGCCGUUACGAUACUACUUCAAAUCACUAAAUGACGUUUGUUUACAUAAUUUAUUAAGGCAUGAACAUCGGCGCACAGCACAACCCUCAUUUACCGUUGUAACAGCCGACGACGUGAAGGGUAGCUCACGGUGAGAUAGCGAAGCACUGGGAAUAGAUCCUGGCUAAGACCGAUCCGAAUAGAGCAGUUAACAUGUCGCAAUACUCGUCCAUACGCAAGGGAAGGAGAAACGUUAGGUAGGCAAUAAAAUAUAAUCGGAAGAGGUAGAAACUGAGAACACAUAUAACAGGGGUUCAUUGUAAAAACAGGAUGAGUUAGAACAAGGAAGUGCCCUGUCUGGAAUGUGAGGCGAUACUGAAAUGUCAACUUAACAAACGGUGGGGAAUGUAGUGCUGUCAGCAACUGCGAAAGAGAACCGAGGACAAUGUAGACGUAGAGAAAGAGAUUCGGGCGUUAUGGCGAGUUGUAGGAAGGGGGUUGGCGGUAGUGGGAGUAAAGGACAAGGCCAUUUUUACCGAAACGUAGUUACACCAUCACAAUUCCAGGUCCGCGCACCAAAGAGUGCCUCUUCGUUCGAACAGCCUCUACAGAUCGUGAGCUGUUACACCACGACGCCUGCUGACCGCAGAUCCUAAUGCCUUCCCUGUAGCUUAGGUGUACUUCAAGAAGCUACUGCAUUACGCACCCAAGUAAGUACACACGCCAUCAGAUGCUGUCAUCGCAGGUUUUGAUAUUUUCUCUGUAAUUGUUUAGUGUUAAUCCCUUUCCAUUUUUUCGCACACUUCCACUGAGUGUAACAAAUAGGGUUUUUAAAAAGGAACAUCAACUUCUCCAAAAAUAAACAAAACUGAACUGGACCUGUUCGCGGUUUGAUUUUACUUGACUGAAGUAGAGGCGGAAAGUCGAUGUAAGUUGUUCUGGAACUGAGACUCGUGGGUAUAUGGGGCUCAUUUGUUUUUGUUAUGUUCAGUUUAUUGAGGGAAGUAGGCGUAAGCCUUUGAGUACCCUAUUUGCAACGUAAAAAUGUGUGGUAUUCAGAAAAAUGUUCUGGGCUGAAAUAGUUUAAACAAGCCCAUAAUGGUAGGACAAAAUGGGAACGAGUUACAGGGGGUGAGCUCUACUUCUCAUCGCUCUUGGUCAUUUCGGCACAUAAAUAUGUCUAGAUUCUUUGUAAGCCUUGGAUUGAUGGUGACAUCACAACAUCUGCGGGUGGGGCAUUCCAUGGUUUGACCACUCUAACAGAGAAGGAGAACUUCCGCACAUCCAGCCUUGCCUGCUGAGUGCGCAGCUUUAACGGGUGUCUGAGCGGGUUUAUUGGUCCAUAACAGUGCUGGGUCCGCACACCAAACACUUAAAACUAUUUUUAGCUCAACUAUAUGUAAGAAUAAUCAGCUUUGUCAUAUGUGCUCGUAGAAGUCCACUGCUUGUAGUUGACUUUUCUACAGAGAGUCGCUUUCGUCACGAUAUCGAAUUGUUACCAGGCCGAUAUGAUCUGUUGAAAAUUGCUCAACUAAUUCUGCAAAAAUGUCCAAAACACCGAAACUCGGUUCAUUCAGGAACCUGCGUUAGAAUGUUACAUGAGGGAAACUUGAAAUUUCGAAGACCCCUACGUAUUUUUCCUCUCUUCUACCGUUAUCUGUAUGUGUACGAAAACCCAACCUCAGUACUUUUGUGUUUACCAGGGACCUGGAUUUGAUUAAACGCAUUCAGUACCUACGAAGCUGGGCAUAAAUUGCACAAAUGGUGACAAAAAUCCGGAAUUGUAGAAAAAUCUUGGGAAAAUAUUCUCAUCGUAUGAGAGCAGCCACAAUUUAGUAACCAUGAAUUAAAGAAUACAAUAUGCCGCCAGCGAACCACUUUUGGUUUUUGGAAUACAUAUUCAAAGAAGCAGCGGAUAGGGAAUCGAGCAGUAGUUUUCUCUUUUAUUUCAUAUGAUUAAAUAGACAUUAUAAGAGUGUGCACAAGCCGUGUGAUGUUUGUGUUUGGAGUAGGCGGGUGAAGGUUUUACCAUUCUGCGUGACGAAUCAAGACGCUGCUUAGUGGGCGAACAUGCGGAGUCCGGCCACAGUCUCGACUAACAUUUCCAGGCGUUGAUGGCAUUGUAUAGAAGUUUGCCUAACUCCCGUUAUCACAAGCGUUCCUAUGUUAGCUAUUCCAUUCACAGUAGUACACUCUGCUGCUACACAACUUGUGCAUGUUCUGUUGCCCUCAUUUCUCCGCGACUUCGGACAGGGACACGCCCAAUAACCUGUCUAAUUUAAGUGUAUUUCGCAAUUACUUAUACAUGCAACUGUUUGAGUUGAUUCGAUUCAGCCGGCUUCAGGGUCAAUAGCAUAAUGGGUCAACAUGGUUAGUGUUCCGAAAUUACCCACCGAACUCACCAAACGUUGUGUAGUCGACGUUUCAUUCCCAAACACCACGGCUGUGGCACCAAACUGCUUAGAUGGCGCCGCGGAUAACCCUCCCUGGGGUGCGGCGGAGCAGGUCAGUGUCUAAGACGGAGACUCUCGAUUGUACCGAUUGCAAGGGUCCCUUAUCGGCGGUCCAUUUGAACAUAGGAGACCUGGCACAUGAGCUGAAGUGGAAGUAUUCUUGGAAAGCACAUGUACCGCAAGCCUCUGUUAUCUUAAGAUUAUUAGCACGUGACGUGAACGCUUCAUAGCCAUAAAGCAGGAGGCUUUUGUUGCACUCUUUUACACAUGAAUCUUUGUCAUCUGUCUGACCUCGAGGCGUGUCCAGAGCUCCUUUCAAAGUCACGAGUUGCACGCGACAGUUUAUCUCCUCUUGACACUGGCAGGUUGGUACCAGAGGGGACCCGAGGUAGGCAACAAUAUUAUACACCUCCAGCCUUUUGCCAUGCAGGAAGAGCGAGCACGCUUUGUGCGUCGUAGAACCGUCGGGCAGCACUUUAGUUACAAAGAGUUCGGUUUGAGGCCUAAAACAGAAGAUAAAAGGACCAUUCGAAUCACGGGGUCCAAAACAUCAGGUGAUUGCGUCGUCGGGCAACACGGACAGUGAGAGCCAACCGAAGUUGACAGUAUCAGAAACUAGCAUGGGAAUUCGGACAAGCAGCCAACACCGACGUCACAAGAAGACUCUAUGAACAUCCCUAGCAUUAGUUAAAGGACAGUUUGGUGGCCAGUGGAACGGUCAAAACAAGAGAGAACCUCCCUAUCACGUCAUUAUACGAGCGAUUGCCGGACUUGCAAGAGAACUUCUAUGAGUUGUUUAAUCAGACCUCCUUGGAUACGUCUGAUGUGACCUUUGCUGCAGUUGCAGUUGCUGAUCGCCCAGUUGUCGAAAUUGAAAUAGUUAUUUACAGCCUUCGAAGCAACAGAGCUGCCUGGAAGAAGACAAAGCCGGCUGGGAAUGUUCUGAAAAGGUGAUUAGCAAGUGUGGAACAUUCGAUUUGUCCCAAACAACUACAGCAAUGAUGUCCUACCCCCGUUUCUUGUGAGGUGGGACGAGGAGGAACGUAGAAAUUACAGUGGCGUCGCCAUAGUCGGCGGCGCUGUGAAGGUCACCAUGCCCCUUCCACGGCAAUCCACGUGGAAGACAUGGACACUGCAUGGCAAACUCUCGUGUUCUGUCCACUUUUGUACUUGUAUCUGGUACGACUGCAUUUAGGCCCGUCACUGCCUGUGAAUUUUACCCCUGUUGCAGCGGAUCUGGAGAAGUCGUCUCAUUCUGUCAGUGACGGUGGCCGAAUACCGAAGGCCCCAAACAGCCAUGUUUUGAAAAACUGUGUUGAGACAGGUUUUAACUCGAGCUCUCACUGAUACCUUCAGGUGGACACCGGCUCCGGAUCAAGGACAGCAACGCUGAUUUCAUAGGACAGACGACAAAAAACCCGACUGUCUUCUUAAAUGACUGGAAAUAUCCUGGCAGUAUUGUCGUGCAGAGUGUAGACUAUCCCAUUCGAGGGGAAGCUGGUCCGUUUUAUUAGAAGAGCGAUCGUCUGAUGAAGGUAGUCACACACCAACAGUUUUCGCACGCCUCCCACCCGCUCAGCUUAUAGUCCAAUACAAUGCUUAAUGACUAAUUGAACAGAUUUACGACACUUUCGGACAUUAGCUUCGAGUGAGAUAUUGCAGCUAGUCCAUAGAUACUUUCUGAGAACUGUUGAAGCCCUGCCAACAGCAUCGAUUCGGACCAGAACACUGUUCUUACUCAGCCCGCUUGGCAUCAGUCCGACCUCCAGGCUUCUGAAGCUGUCCACACCUUCAAUCCUUCUUCUGGCCUGCCAAACAUCUCGAAAACACCGGUCUCCACCGCUUUGGUGAGUAAACCGUCGGAUCCAGUGACCUAGCUCGCUCACGACGCCGAAUGCUGUCGGUCACCAGACCUUGGUACAAAUAGGAUGAGAUUUCAAAGCCGGUCAGCUGACGCCUGGGUCAGGUUUGACACUGUCCUUGCCGAGUAUGGCUAUUCCGAGAACCCAGUCACUGGAGAGGAUGCGUAACAAGUAAAAUUUAUCCGAAUUCCGAACCGAAUAUCAAACAGUUGGGAGAGCUUUGUGAAUCAGAACUCGCGUGGUGGUGGAGCGACAGUAGGACCCGCUCGCGAUGAAUGUGUUUUCAAGCACACCGUCUGGCUUCACGAUCCGCUGGACGGACACAAUAACCUGAAUCGAACGGUGCGGCCAAGUCAGGAAGCACUGACAUCGGUUGCCAGUGGCCAUUACGGGACUCAAGAAUGCGUCUCAGUCUAGAUAUCUCUCAGAAGUGUGCGAACAAGAACAGGAUCUGACCCCUAGCUGUUGCCAAUCUCGGCAUCACGGAUCGACCUGUUAUCGUGAAUCCAUAUACUGGGUCUCGAGCCGACUAAAAUGUAGUUAAUCUGGCUGGCCGUAAACCAUCGUGUGAAUACCGGUCCAGUGGAUGCCUUCGGCGAUGCUGAAAGCACGCGUUGAUGUCGACGGGCUGAUUCUAGUCGGCAAAAUUAAGCUUUCCAAAAUUAUCGCAUCAGAACAAGGCCCAAACAGCCAAUAAGGUUAUUUCUCGGAGCAUCCUGACCAACCUUGACCAUUACAUCCCCUUCCCUAACAAUCGGUUGAUCCCAUCGAGGAAGUCCGUCAGUCGGUUCUCUUAGCUCGAGUAAGAAAUCCAUCUGUCGUGCUGGCUGACAGCCGAUGUUACUGCGUAGAUAAAGAUGACAAAGGUAUAAGAAAAGUAUCCUGUAGGACCUACGUAAGCCAGUCGGUCCUUGGCGGAUUCCCACUCAAACAGUGUGUUGUUUGUUACGAGAGGACAGUCGCCCCACCGUACCCACCGUAGGAGUCGCGUGGAGCGCCGUGAUGUAAAGUGAGGUUGGGAUUGACCUCUAGUAUCUCGAUUCUCUGCCGGUCUGGAUCGAGGAUUCAUUCUUCAGACAUACAUGUUGUACUGAAGAAGACUCCCUGCCGGUAGACUGCAUACCAGAGUCCAGGAACGUUAACACGUUCCACCAUCCUAUAGCAAGAGUCCGUUCCCGAUUGAGCAGUCUCGCAUUGCCGAAUCACUGAAUCGGGGUUGGGGAAUGCGUUGUUUGCAGCAGACGCCAUUGCAUGCAUUGCAAUACAUGAAUCGAUUUUUUCUUUAUGAGGUUUCUUGGGAAUUUUAGGUACUGACGUGCCCCCAACAGCCGCUCAAGUUAUUUGUUCGGGGUUUAUAUCUUCUACCUAUUUAAGUAAACAGUCACGAGACAGCGGGGCAACCAGACUUACUUCAUGGUGGUUUAUGAUUGCCGUACCAUGGAAUUUUAUAAGGCAGUCGGCCUGCCAGAUCAUAGCCCACCGCACCUUGAUAGCACUGUCGAUAUCCGUCCACGACCGUUUAUUCGUCAGACCAGACAGCCCGCUUACUUCUCAACCAGCUUUACUUAUCUGUAGAGGUGUCAGAUAGCCGCCAGUUAGAUUAACAGGAGUUCCGCUGCCUGGGUGACUGGUUGAAGCGGUAACAAAGAGGAUUGGUGACUUUCGUGCCUCUUAAUUCCGUCCUUUUGCGUUGACUUUGAAGUUAUCUGACCAGGAAAAACAGGGCCUGUAACAUGUUGAAGUAGUUAGGUCAGGUGGUGAAUUAUCUUUAACACAUCUUUAGCACAUCUCAUAAUGGCUUUUCAAUCAGCUAGAGGCUAAAUUCGCUUUACGUAAACGGAGUCCCUGCUCUGUCACUAGUAUACUGCCCCCUAGUCAUUCCUCCGCUUCGGAAGGUUGCCUCUGAUAAUGUUUCCUCCGGGGGACUCACUCAGGAUUUUCCUGCUUCUUCUUAGAUUCACGCCGGUUUUCUAACAGAAUGAAGAAAAGAGCAAAGCAGAGUAGGUUUUCCUGCCACGUUGAUUAGUUUUAUUCCAGCCAAGAAAUUUGGGAUCCGUCGAACUAAGCUCAAACAAGAGGCAAGGAAAAAACAGAAGCCCGAACCCAUUCGUCCCGUGCUCUACACCCGACGUGUCAAAACCAACAAACACAAAAAGCUCAAAAACAUUCCGCCGCCUCUCUCUGCGAAUUUAGAGUAAGGUUCCUUACCGGUCAGACAUUGUAGUCUUUAGAGGUGAUGAUGUAAAUCUAGACCCGCUCGACGAUGACGAGCAGAAGCCUCCAGCUAGUUUUCGUGAGAUGAUGUGGUUGAAGCGGAAUAUUGAGAGCCGACAUCCUUUCCGUCUGGACCCAGGUAAGCGCCGUUUUGUACUUCUCAGUUCCUUUUCUGUCCAGACGUUGGCGACACUAAAGGCAUGAAGAAGUUCCGACCUACGAAACCACCGCAAAUCGGCAAAAAGGAGUCUGAGGAGGCAUUUUCUCGCCGAAUGGAGCGGGCAGCGCAAGAAGAACUGCUGAAAGUGAAGCUCGCCAAGAGGGCAAACGUAUGUUGCACCUGUUUUCAUUGGCCCUGACACCUGCUCGGCCUUUGUAGGCACCGCUCGCAGAUCCCGAAACGUACAAGUCGAAAAAGGCAAAGAGGGCAUUAAAGUAGAGUCCUACCUCUCAGCUUCUUCUUUACUUCCCUCCUAUGUUUAGACGUCUGGCCGAGAAGAAGACAGUGAAGAAGCAGUUCCGGCAUGAGAAGCGCUUGACGGGUUUCGAACAUCUCGUAGGUUCGUUCAAAACUGUCAUAGGCUGGCCUUUUUCUGGUUACUCUGUCAUUUCAUGCAUGUUUGCCCCCCUUCUGCUCUUUUGCUGACUUGCUAGUCAGCGUUGCUUGCUUGUUUGCCGAGACAUUCUCUGAGACCGAUUUCAUGACAUCGGAGUGGAAACCGGACCAUUAGUGCUAACAUAUUACAGGAUUGAUGGGAAGCAGGCUUUUUUUUACAGGGGUCGGCAGACUAUUUUGGCCUCAUUCAUCACGUGUUUUGACCCGAAAAGUUUACCCUUUAUUUGUUGACUUCCUCAUGGAUGAGUAAAUAAGCUUUAAAACGUUGUCUAACAGUUUAGUACCUGAAACACGGAAAGCCGGCUACGUUUUAAUUCCCUGUCUUGCGAUCCUCUGUUUUAGCUACCUCCCUGUAAUCCAGUAUUUGAAGUAUCCGAAGGCAUAAGUGUUCGACCGUCGGUUUCGACGAUGUCCACCGUGUACUCCGCAGCGAGCUGAGAGUAGGCACAGUGACUUGUACGUGAGUUUAUAGUGGUAGUGGACUUCCGCAGCAUCUACUGCACUCUCCCCUCCUCCUCCCCCCCACAUAGGCCCGGUGUCAAGACAGAGUAAAGAAGUCCGGAGGCGGGGGAGGGCGCAGGUGGAUGGCACGGUCGAGCCCGCACCUUGGCGCUCCACUCCACACCUGGUCCACGCGACAAAUAACCAGGUUUUUGAUUCAAAACAAUGGGGGGGGGGGGGAGGUGACAGGGUUUCCAGUGUGCGCGACGUACGCCAGCAACCGGGUCUGCCACCGCACUCCGAAAUGUUGGCAUUUGUUAUGGUGUGCAAUCUCAUAAGGCCUGCCAGAAUCUGAUAUGGCCCCCGUGUUGGUCCAUCGCAUCUACCGUGUGGCCCGUUUGGGGGGCAUAUCUGAAGAAAUAAUCAAUCUCCCUCGAGCCCUUGAUUAAGUGUGCUAAUUACCUUAGCUAUGCGACUAGAAUGUGAAGAUCUUAGCGCCGAUAGGCAUCACUACGUCCUUGGAAGCCGAGCCCAGCUUGAAGCACAUCCGGUUGCCACAGCAAGCCUGCGUGUGUGCACAUCAUUUCUAAGUAGAUGGUUGUUUAUGAACUCGUCCUACUUCCCAAGUUGCAUAUCAUGCCUGGUUUUGUCAGAGACGCUUCGCUGCUAGUCAUUCUAUUCCCAACUACAAAGGAGCUUUGUUAAAUUUGGUGAUGGUCUCCUAGCCAGGUGUUGCGGGGGUUUUUACACUUUUCCCUCUGCAGACGCACCUUUUAUUCACCCCUCCUCUUGUCCAUUUAUUCACUGCUCAGAUACUGUGAAGUUUGGCGAGGUCGUGAAGGCACCCCCAGUUCUUAAAACGAUGCCUAAAAAGGUUGGAGGCAAGGGCAGCUGCGAAAGUGCACCUGAGCCUGUUUCUCUCGACAGGUGAGUCCAAACUCUCAUUUAAACCUCCCAUACUCACCAACUGCUCCACGAUACAGACCGGCCAGAAGGGGAGGCUUUGCACCGUUUACAAUGUCUGCGUACUAUGUACGCUAAAGCUCUCAGAGGCUUAGUGCGUCCAAUAGAAGCAAAGUUUUGCCAUCCCAGCAAGGGUUCAGAUCGAUGUAUGCAUCCGCCUCCCAGAUUCUCAUUGGCGGCAGUAAGUAGACUGACUAGACCUUAGAAAGUGUGUUUGGCGUCCAGGGCUUGCUGUGUCAGUUUGAGUUCUGAGUGAGCUUGUGGACUCUGGCUUCGUUUUUUUAAGGAUUGACCUUAUAUAGUUAAUUUUUCUACGGGUACUAGUUGGGACUUCCACGAUCAUGUAGAAGUUGAAGAGUUGUUCGACUUAGAGUAGAAUUCAACCGUCGCAUUGCCUCAGGCUCAACCAUGCGUCGGUUUCCCUUUGUCUGAUGGCCGCUCACUUUAGGACAUUUUCUGACUCUUUCCGUCAAGCCUGCUUUUCACUGACGCAAGUGAUUAGGUGGUUCGGCUUUCGCGCCGUUUUCUGUCCACGAAAAUCUUUGUGUCGGCUUCUAAUCUUUGUUACGCAGGGCCUGGGUGGCCAGAACUCCAAGGACGCCCAGUGGCGUGUCUUCAGAUGGGACAGUCACUGUAAAAAUCACGUCUUGUUUGUUUCUUGGCGUGGAUCGCACAAAUCACUUGACGUUUUUGUAAGCUGUCGAUGUUCAGCCAUUCGCCAUGCCGGUGUCAUUAAUUGUACAGCCCCAUAGUUUGCCUUGCGCCUUACUGACUAGCCGCUGAGUUUUGACUUCAAAUUUAUCAGGCCAGUAGGCAAGCUUCGGUGUACAAGCACCAGAAGAACCCAUGAAUUUCACCAUCUGUGACAAAGGGUUUUCAUAAUUUCGGUACCGUCCACAGUAGGUGUGCUAACUCAUGAAAUGUUAACCCAAAUUCCGAAAUGUGUUUUAGUUUCGAAAGGACUACUCAAAUAGGGUUGUAAAAUUAAUCAUCGUGCAGCACAAUUCUAUAAUAAUCCAGUUACCGCGAGAUACCUGCUUUCGAACAAACUUCUUUCCGGCCGCAUGCGAAAACCACACUGUAAAAAGUUACCACUUCAUUAGCAUGUAUUUUUCUCACUUAUUUUAGAUGCCCUUAAAAAUCCAACUAUAUUUAAUGGUAAACAUGCAUAAAAUAUUUAUCCGUUCACUCGUUUGGUAGAAAAUAACGUCUUCUUUCAAUUCAGUACUCUAAGAAAGAGUAUAAUUAGGUUUCAAAAUGGUUUCUAAUUAUGAGAUUUUUUAAUACCGUGAAAUGGCCAUUCAUAAAACGUCAUGUCUCUGCGUUUGCCAAUGCGGCUUGUACAGUCGACAAUAUGGCUCAAAUCCACUGCUACAUUUUAUGAAUCCCGUAUGCUCUUCUCUUAAUACCGUAGAGAAAUGUAUGGUUUUCCGUACGCGGAAAAUAUAUGGCUUGUAGUUUGGAAACCCUGAAUGCAAGUUUAACGGGAGGUAACAUUAAAAGUUUUUCAGGAGUUAGAAAAAUUUUAAAACCGAAUUGUACCACUUCUUUGAGUAUACAAUUUGAAGACGUAAUUUCCUGUCAGAUGAGUAAAGGAAUGAGUAUUUUCGUACAUGUUUACCAAGAAAUAUAAUUGGAUUGUUUAAGAGCAUCUGAAAUAAAUGAAAAAGUCCGUGCUACUUAAGUAGUAUUUUUGCACAGUGUGGUCAUCUCAUGCGGUUGGACAAAAUUUUGUUCGAAAGAUGGCAUCUCCAGGUAAUUGCAUUAUUAUAGAAUUAUGCUGCACGAUGAUUAAUUUCGCAACCCUACUUCUUUUUGGAACGAAAACUGAUUUCAUAAUUUCGGUUAACAUUUCAUGAGUUAACACGCCUACUGUAUGUUGUCUAUUUAGGACUUUGUUCCCUCUCGAAAAUGCUACCAGUUAAGCAUUUAUAAAAGGUCCCACUCCCUGAAUAAUAAGUCAACAAAAAUGUCAGUCGUCUGCGCCCCCAAGACACCGAAUGUUACUGAACUGGUUUUUCAUGUCUUUUGCAGACGAAUUGCAACUUGA
Messenger RNA from Spirometra erinaceieuropaei, 12089 nucleotides. The record is from the annotation of a GenBank genome assembly. NCBI's taxonomy places the organism in Eukaryota, Metazoa, Platyhelminthes, Cestoda, Diphyllobothriidea, Diphyllobothriidae.